Molecule: messenger RNA, 4682 nt
Organism: Oncorhynchus keta (chum salmon)
Lineage: Eukaryota; Metazoa; Chordata; Actinopteri; Salmoniformes; Salmonidae
Product: B-cell CLL/lymphoma 7 protein family member A-like
Exons: 6
Coding region: 2109-2726 (205 amino acids)
Source: RefSeq, a predicted model, not a curated record
AAGAGGGAAAAAAACAGUCGUUGCCUAUAACAUGAGGAAAAGCCUUGCUUGUUGGGGGUGGGGGAGAGAACGAGCGAGAAUGCAAUUGAAAGACGGCAGAUAUUUUAAGGGAAUUUAGGACAGAUUCUCUACUCAGGUGCGCUAGGGCGCACUCGUGGUGUGCGCGACUACGUAUCUCUAAUCGUCUACCACCAGAUCCCAAUGAUUUUAGAUCAUUUCCCACCAAGGUUUAAUGUGGGUCGAACCCAGAAGCCAUUUCGUUGCAGUCACAUGAAGCCAUUCCUUUUUCCUGGCCGUUGUAGUAGCAGAGAGGGAAGAGAGUCGACUGUUUCAGAACACCGACUCGACGCAAAUCAUUCAAAAAUAUACUUCGGGACUUUAGGCUACGACUAGUGCGCUCUAGAGUCGGAGUACUUUUUAGACCGUCUGGAGUUUUAAAUUAAGCGCUUCGAGUCGCCCUUUAGGUCAAAUAGAGAUUGCGCGUGAGGGCUGGGAGAGGGACUACUCAUGUUUGACUGAACACGCAAUGAGUCAGUCUCAGGGUUUUACAAAUAUAACAUUUUCAAAGUUUAGCAAUACCACUGGAUUACCUUUUUGUUAAUUCAUGGUUUCUAUCAAGGCGCCAUUUAUUUUCAACAGUGGAUUAGAUUGAGUCGUUUACUUUCUGAAUAAAAAUUGAGAUUCUGCGCAAGGGGCUCCAUUAUUAAGUAAAUCUGCUAAACAAUUAAAAGCUCACUGUUAAAAAGCGAUAGGGACAUAUUGAAGGCUAUUUGCAAAUUACAAUCAUGAAACCUUCAAGAUGGAAAUAAUGAAAACAUUCUAAUAGCCUACUAAAGUUUGUUUUCAUAUUUGUUUCAAUUGUGUCUGUACCUGUUGAAUCAAAAUGAUUUCGACUUUCAAUUGUAAUUGGCCCACAUUCGUGUCGAACCACAUACUAGUGCACAAAUUCAAUUACUGUUUUAUUAUUAUUAUGCAAAAAGGCCUCAUUUGUUUUAACUAGGAGGGAUGGGAACCAGUUGCGACCUGUCAUUCAAGACAGGUGGGGUUUUGAGCCCUACAUUUUAUAGCAAAAAAUAAGUCAUAUUUUUGGCAUUAAUACUUGUCACAUAUAAUUUUCCAAGCAAUGUAAAAUAUAUAUCUUUGAGUUAAUAAAGCCGCAUACAAACAUGGUCUCUUUUUUUGUUUUCUUGAUUAAGGCAGCUCCAAAAUUCAAGUAUUUCAGCCUAGCUCAGUGCUUUCUGUGAUGGUGGGGCAAGCAAGCAGAAAAUAUGGAGCAUUACGCCGUGAUUGGCUCAGUGUUCUGUCACUAAUGGGGACACUACGUCACCGCCAAGUCUAAGGGUAGAGCUCUAAAAUUCUAGCCCCUUGGGUGCAGCCAUAGAGUUACAUUAGAAGUGCCCAGCCAAGAAGGCUCAAUGUCAUUGGCCACAGAUAAAAUGAUGUCAAAUCACGUUAUGUCUACAGUAACUUUGAUUGGACUGAUCAUGUCAACAUCAUACUUUCAAAAUCUUACCUAGCAGUCAUCAUCUACUGGCAAAUCCUAUUUAAUCCUUGUCAUAUGAAGAGAAAUAAUGAAGAGAAAUUAUAGAUAAAAUGUAUCGGUGCUCAUCGGCCAUUGGACAUAAACAUUACACAACAAGUUGGAAUUCGCAAAUUCAACAAUGAGUGGUUUGGAAGGAAUCAGUGGCCAACUGCAAGCAUUGCAUAUCAAUCAUUAGCCUGCUAUUCAGUGGAUUGGCUCUGUGGUCCCAAGUCUAAGAUUAAGGGUCUCUUUUUCUAGUUUAAAAUUAUAAACAUUCAACAUUGCUGUCAAUGAAGCAUGAUUUGUGGUGCGCUCAAAACAACUGUUAACUCAGAACUGCAAAAUCUGACUUUAGUGAGUUCAAGACAACUGGGAACUCGGAAAAAAACUAGCUAAAACUAUUCAAAUACAUUUUAAACUUUCAUCCAACUCGGAAUUGUAUAUCGGGAACUCGGGCCUCUUUCUAGAGCUACGACCUGAAGAUCACUGAUGUCAUCAUGAUUCAACCUUUUUUUUUCUUCGAGUUCCCAGUUCUCUUGAAAGCACCAUAAAUCCAGAGAAUGCCAGACUUUGAUGACAAAGUUUGAUGACAAAUUUGCCAGGAAGGACCGCCGUGCCACCUUCCUGUUCAAGUGAGCACAGCACAACAAGGGAGAAGAAAUGGGUGAUCGUAGGAGACACAUCCCUGAGGAUCUUCAAGUGGGUUCCAGUGACUGAGCCCAAAUCAGCAGAUGAUAAGAGUAAGAAUAAGAAGAUGGGGAAGGAUGAGAAGUAUGGGUCAGAAUUGACCACACCUGAGAACAGCUCUUCUCCUGGGAUGAUGGACAUGCAUGACGACAACAGUAACCAGAGUUCCAUCGCCGACUCCUCCCCCGUCAAACAGGAAACCAGCUGCAGCACUAGCCCCGCCCCUGAACCCUCUGCUGUAUCCCACGGCGAUAGCAGUGAGGCCAAGAGCGACCAGAGCCCUGGCAGCAAGAGGACGAAGAGCAACCUGUCCACUGAGGGCUCAGAGAGAGGACAGGGGGACAAGAGAGACAGCAGACCGACAUCCUCAGGAGACAAGGACACCUCAGGAGACAAGGACACCUCAGGAGACAAGGACACCUCAGGAGACAAGGACACUCAGGAACAGGAGGAAGAGGCUCCUCCCAGUAAGAAGAGCAUGCAGGAGUCUCCAUCUCAGGACUACGAGGAGAAAUAGACGUGCUGCAUCCUUUCUAUCUUCUUCCUCCCCCUGUAGCCCCUAACACUCCUCCGAGCAGAGGGAGAAAGGACUUUGUCUCCCUCCACUAAGCCUUCUUCCUUCCCUCCUCCUCUUCUUCCACACUCACUCCCUCACUAAUGCCACGAGUAGUUCUAUGAACCAGCCUGUUAUCCCCUCCAUGGCCAGGGGUGGCGCUGUGAGCCCAGCUCUUCCCAGAAGAGAAACACUGACCUGCACCUGUGACACAAACCCACUGACAAUAUGGGACUUCACAUUCUACGCUGGCACCACACGCUAACAGAGUAGGAUUGAGUUUCCCCUAGACAGUGAUCUAAGGUUUAGUUUCUAUGUUUCCCCCCCCCUGAUGGUUAAAAUUAGGAUGCAAGGGAAGGUAAACUGAUCCCAGAUCUGUAGCUCUCAUCUUCUAACCCAGGAGCCACGUCAAACCUCCCCCCUAACUCACCUUCGGUUGUUCCGGUGUUUGUUUGGGACAGUUUCCAGGUCGUUUAGUUUAGGGGUUGUUGUUUAGCCCAGGAGGGUCAAUGCGCUGUUAAGGUAUAAUGUCACAAAAACGGCACGCUAUGGUUUUACUGCUGCUGUGCUGGGUGUGGAUUUCUGUCCGUUUUGUUAUUUUAGCUUUAUUUAACUUGCUUUUUUUUCUAGAGGAAGAACGAGUUUAUUUUUUCGCGAGGACAUGCUUGUAGCAUACGUAGGUUUUAUCGAAGGGUGUUCUUUGAUUAUUGUGGUAUAACGUACUUGGUAGGUCAAACUGUUUUUAACUACUUUUUUAUUGUACCAUGUUUUUAUUUGCCUUACGGUUUUAACAUUGAGCUAAUGAUUUUAUUCAGCAUUUACAUUCAACUAUAAACAGUUUCCGUUUCGCAUUGGUUACUGUUAGAAAGACAACAUGUACUGUACAAAACCGCAUUCUGCAAAUAUCUCAAAAGAAGAAUUGACUUUGAGGGAGUCAGCAGCUUCCCACGAGCCUGGGUGUCAGUCAGUUUCUCUUCCCAGCUUCUUUCCUGUCAAAAGGCAUGACGACUACAAAAGAGUUGAGGAGUUACACAGAAACAUGUGGGUGUCCGGGCUAAAUUCCCACUUGGUCAACAGCAAUGUACAUUUACCGUCAUUUUCUUAUGAGUCUUCAUUGCCACCGUGGUGGUUUAAAUGUAUUACUAUAUGUAUCACCUUUCAUAACCUCCCCUCAGUGUCCAGUCCGGCUCAAACUGUGGCUCAGAUCCUCAUUCAAGGUGCUCAGAUCCUCAUUCAAGGUGCUCUCUGUGGGUUUCAACCUAACUUCAGGAUCGAGGAAGGAACGCAUAUUCGCACAAAUCUGUCAACUCCACACACAAAAAAAAAAAAUCAGCCUCAAACCUAUUUAUGUAUGUUUUUUGUUCGGGUGACUUGAUCAAUCAAUAACCAUUGAUUUCCCCCCCCCCCCGGAAUCAAUGAGUUCAGAUGGCAGAUGAUGUAGACAUGGGUAUCUCAAGAGCGUGAGCCUGUCUGACCGACUGUUUAUCAGCGGAUACACACAUUCAAACAUCAGUUCAAUAGAGAGAAAUGAAAUGACAUUUCAGUGGCGACAGAGGACGGCUUUAGCAUAUACCUCAUUUACAGUCCAGCAGAGCUGGUACUAGUGAUGCUAUGUAAUUGACAUGAGAAGUAUGUACAACAUUCCGUUUUUUUUUUUAGAUAUCUUUUAUGUUUUAGCUUUCACUUGAUUCUGAUUGAACCGGUUAAUGCUUCUAGUUUAACUCAUAUGAACUGUGUAUAUAAAGAGCUGAGGAAACAUGUCAGAUGCUUGUUUUCUUGGGACCAUAUUGUUUCAGUCUAGAAUGAUCUUGUACAGGUUGAUGGUUUGUUUUGACUUAUUUAUUCUAUCGCUAGUGCUCAGAUUUGAUCAUGUCCAAUGGUUUUGUUUUAUUAAUAAAAAGCCCCAAAAUAUUUAUUUUA